UGUUCCUGCAGCACCAGAGCACAGACACUUUGUUGCUUAUUGUAUGGUUUAAUUAUCUGCAGAAGGAUGCGUCCCCUCCUUGUACUGCUUAUUCUGGGGGUAUCUGGUGCUAACUGUGGCAGUCACACGCUACAAUAUUAUUACACUGGGGUCUCAGAGCCAGGACAUGGGCUGCCUGUGUAUGUUGGAGUUGGUUACGUGGAUGAGAAGCAGAUAAUGAGAUAUGACAGUGACUCUCACAUAGCACAACCUGCUGUUCAGUGGAUGGAGACGGUUGAGGAGGAUCCUGGUUACUGGGAAAGAGAGACACAGAUACACAAAGGCACUGAGGCUUGGUUCAAACACAAUGUGAAGACAGCAAUGAGCCGCCUCAACCAGACAGCAGGUUUUCAUUCUGUGCAGGUGAUGUACGGCUGUGAGCUGUAUGAUGACGGCAGCACCAGGGGGUAUGAGCAGUACGGUUAUGAUGGGAGAGAAUUCCUCACCCUGGAUACAGACAGAGGGAUCUAUGUCCCUAUAAUGACUGAGGCUCAGAUCACUACACAGAGAUGGAACAGCCCAGAGGACGGUACGGCUGAGAGACACAAGAAUUACCUGCAGGGGAUAUGUAUCGAGUAUCUGAGGAAAUACAUCAGCGCUGGGAGCGCGGAGCUGGAGAGGAAAGUUAUCUCACAAGUGAAGGUUUCUGGUCACCAAUCAGAUGCUGUGACAAAGCUUCACUGCCGGGUGUACGGGUUUUACCCUAAAGCUGUGUAUGUCAAGUGGGUGAAGAACGGAGAAAUCGAUUUAAUGUCAGAGGAGGCAGCACAGGUCCUCCCCAACCCUGAUGGGACCUAUCAGCUCAGGGUCACUGUGGAGGUGAUACCUAAGGUCGGGGACAGUUUCUCCUGUCAUGUGGAUCACAGCAGCCUGAAGGAGCCACUUACUGUGCUUUGGGAACCUAAGAAUUCCCAGACCAACCUGUUCAUCAUUGUUGCUGCUGCUGUAGUUGGAGGUCUGCUGAUUAUCGCAGCUGGGGUUGGUGGAUACGUUAUAUACAGGAAGAAGAAUCCUUAUACAAAGGCUCCAAAUAAGGAUAAUGAUUCCUCCCCAGCUUCAUCCACCACUGCCUGAGACGCUACAAGUCACACACAAGUGCUGAAGGAUCCGCCAGUAUCUGAGAGGGAGGAGUCACAUCCCUUCCCGUGUACGCUGUGUGUUUAUAUCACUCUGGCGCAUGCAGCUGACUGUGUCACAUACACAUCUGAAAUAAUCUGCUUUUACAUUAUACGCAGUUGUUUUACUGUCAUUUUACUUCUUACUAUAAGAUUAAUACUCUGUAAAUUCAUCUCACACACAAUCAUGUUAAACCGUCUGACUCAUUCAGUGCAUUAUUCAUUCAUUUACUUGCUUGGCUAAAAUAGGAAUUUAGGAGCGGGUUUGUAUUUUUGUUAAAUUCUAAUGUAAAUAGUGUUUUUCUUGGAAUUUGCUAAAUUACUGAGGAUUUGUACAAAUUAUUCCAGUUAUUAAUAUCAAGAGUUAAUGGAUUAAAACAGAUAACAUUUUCCAAAUACCAUUGUUUUAUAUUAUACCAAAUACAUAAUAUAACAGCAUUUCCUGACACUUAAGGAGACAUGAAAACGACAUUUUUUUCUUUCAUGAUUUAGAUAGAGGAUACAAUUUUAAACAACUUUCCAAUUUACCUCUAUUUAAUCAUAAUAUAAGUAAUAAUAAUAGAAGUAAAUUGAAAAGUAAUUUAUAAUGACGUGCUCCUACGGUGCUUCUGUUUACGUGAAUAUCAUAGAAAAUCGUUUUUUUAGGUUAAAUGAAAAGUGAUGAUGAUGAUAAGUCGCACUGAGGAAUUUGUUAAUAAACACAUGAAUAAAGUAAUAGGACAAAUAAAUACAAACUUAGCACAUUUUUUAACAUAAUUCAAGCCCAGUGGUGUUUUUUUAUUUUUUAAAACCAGGGCCCUUAUAAUUAAUGAUAUUACUUCUUGCACAAUCAGACCUAGAUCUCUGGUGUUAUACAGAGCCAUUGUAUUUGGUAAAACAAAUAUAACUUUGUUCCAUUUGACCAAUCACGUAUCCUGUUUUUUCUUAAAAUGAGAGCGUGUUUUUUAAAAAAGUGCAAAGACACCGAUAUAAAUGUCACACACAGAUAUAUUAAUGUGACAUCACAAGUGUCAUUAGUUGUUUUUUAUCAUAAUGUCUUUGGUGAGCAUUUUUUAUUGAUUUAUUCAUUUAAUCACAUUGUUAUUCUAGAGUCUAAAACAGGACUGUCCAGCAUUUAUCCUCAAGGGCUAGGGACAGACCAAAUAUCCCUUUGUGAGAAAAUCUAAGCACCUAAGUGACUCGGCUGUGCUCACACAGGAUGCCCUUAAAGGACCAGUCUAGUCAAAAUUAAACUUUCAUGAUUUAGAUAGGGCCUGCAAUUUUAAACAGCUUUCCAAUUUACUUUUAUCAUCAAAUUUGCUUUGUUCUCUAGGUAUUCUUUGUUGAAAGCUAAACCUAAGUAGACUCAUAUGCUAAUUUAUAAGACCUUGAAAGCCGCCUCUUUAACCUCUGUGCGUUUUGACAGUUUUUCACGGCUAGACAGCACUAGGUCAUAUGUACUCUAUAGAUGACAUUGUGCUCACUCCUGUGGCGUUAUUUAUGAGUCAGCAUUAAUUGGCUAAAAUGCAAGUCUGUCAAAAGAACUGAAAUAAGGGGGCAGUCUGCAGAAGCUUAGAUACAAGGUAAUCACAGAGGUAAAAAGUAUAUUAUUAUAACUGUGUUGGUUAUGCAAAACUGGGGAAUGGGUAAUAAAGGGAUUAAACAAUAAAAAUUCUAGAGUGGACUAUCCCUUUAACAUCUGGUCCGUCUGCAGUCUUCAAGGAUAAAUAUUAGACAAACCUGAUCCAAAAAAACAACAUGGUGACCCUAAGAGGGUGUUUACCCAGAACACAGGCUGUAAAUAAUUUCAACUAGAUUUUUUUCUUUUAUUAAAUUAUAAAUAAAAUAUUUUUAAACAAAUAAAGUUUCUUUCCUGUUGACAUCUAA
Bombina bombina (fire-bellied toad) is the source of this 3020-nucleotide messenger RNA. Its product is annotated as H-2 class I histocompatibility antigen, Q9 alpha chain. The record is from RefSeq and is a predicted model, not a curated record. Gene Ontology annotation, biological process: immune response. Gene Ontology annotation, cellular component: external side of plasma membrane. Lineage: Eukaryota; Metazoa; Chordata; Amphibia; Anura; Bombinatoridae. Bases 67 to 1113 code for a protein of 348 amino acids. The transcript has 8 exons.